Molecule: messenger RNA, 1776 nt
Organism: Pseudonaja textilis
Lineage: Eukaryota; Metazoa; Chordata; Lepidosauria; Squamata; Elapidae
Gene: GMDS
Product: GDP-mannose 4,6-dehydratase
Biological process (GO): 'de novo' GDP-L-fucose biosynthetic process
Molecular function (GO): GDP-mannose 4,6-dehydratase activity
Source: RefSeq, a predicted model, not a curated record
UCCUAAUCUGACCUGCCCCCCAACCUUUCUAAAGCCACCACCACCCGCAGCCCCUGGUUUUCGGUUAUGCUUUCUCCCCUUAUUCUCCGAGCCUCCGUUAUCUUUCUGCCCUUUCGGUGCCAUUAAACGGGCCUUCCCCCUCGACAGCAUCCCUUUCCGGGUUUUCUUGUUAGAGCACGUGGGCGUGUACACACACACACACCUCUUUGCAAGUACACCUCAUCCGAUUGCUUAGGUGCCCUCCCAUUUCUCUGCACCCAGCAGAGAAUUCCUAUAGGCCCUCCCCUCUUUUAAGUCUGUGGAGUAUCCUCAGAAAGCACCUGCCCCAACUGUGAACUGGCAGCUGGUACCGGUACCUGUGCAGGUAUGAGUACCAAGAAAGUAGCUCUCAUCACUGGCAUUACUGGCCAGGAUGGCUCAUACUUGGCAGAGUUCCUGCUGGAAAAGGGUUAUGAGGUACAUGGAAUUGUUCGUAGGUCUAGCUCUUUUAACACAGGACGGAUUGAACAUCUCUACAAAAACCCGCAGGCUCACAUAGAAGGAAGUAAGUGCGUGUCGAAAGAUAUGAAACUGCAUUAUGGUGAUUUGACAGAUAGUACUUGCUUGGUGAAAAUAAUCAAUGAAGUUAAGCCCUCUGAAAUUUACAACCUUGGAGCACAGAGUCAUGUUAAAAUAUCGUUUGAUUUAGCAGAAUAUACGGCAGAUGUUGAUGGAAUUGGCACUUUACGAUUACUAGAUGCUAUUAAGACAUGUGGUCUUAUAAACUCUGUAAAAUUCUAUCAAGCCUCAACAAGUGAACUUUAUGGGAAAGUGCAAGAAAUACCUCAAAAGGAGACUACUCCAUUUUAUCCCAGAUCUCCAUAUGGGGCAGCCAAACUCUAUGCAUAUUGGAUUGUGGUAAAUUUCAGGGAAGCCUAUAACCUCUUUGCUGUGAAUGGUAUUCUUUUCAACCAUGAGAGUCCCCGGAGAGGAGCCAAUUUUGUAACUCGAAAGAUUAGUCGUUCGGUUGCUAAGAUCCAUCUGGGACAAUUGGAAUGCUUCAGUUUGGGAAAUUUAGAUGCCAAGAGAGACUGGGGUCAUGCCAAGGACUAUGUUGAGGCAAUGUGGCUAAUGUUGCAGAUGGGUGAACCAGAGGAUUUUGUCAUAGCUACUGGUGAGGUCCACAGUGUCCGUGAAUUUGUGGAGAAGGCAUUUCAGAACAUUGGUAAAACUAUUGUGUGGGAAGGAAAGGAUAAGAAUGAAGUGGGCCGAUGCAAAGAAACAGGCAAGAUUCAUGUGACAGUUAAUCAUAAAUACUACAGGCCAACGGAAGUAGAUUUUCUACAAGGCGAUUGUACCAAAGCAAAGCAGAAACUCAAUUGGAAACCUAGUGUCACUUUUGAUGAGCUGGUGAAUGAGAUGGUGAAAGCAGAUGUGGAACUGAUGAGAAAUAACCCCAAUGCAUGAAUCGGCCCCUCUUUCUCUAUUUGCUCCGGGGAUGAAACCUAAUGAUGAAUCAUCCAGAAGACAGUUGUUGGAUGUUGGUGAGGCUGGAGAUGCUAAGCUUCAAUGGUGUUAGAUGAUUUGUUGCUGCCAUUUUAUUUCCUUCUGCUUUCCGCAAUGGAUCCCUUCUUUUUCUUUCCUUUUUUUUUUUUCCAAAUUCGAAUCCUGCAUCAUGCUUUUAUGUUCCUUUCUGAGGGGGAGUUUGAAGCAGAGAGGGUUGUUUGCAAUAUAUAAUCAAAAUUGAUCUUGUAAUUUCAAAACUUUUUCUUUUGAUAUUAAAAAUAUAUUUCCAUA